Rhinopithecus roxellana (golden snub-nosed monkey) is the source of this 3733-nucleotide messenger RNA. It is a transcript of the gene TDRD5, whose product is annotated as tudor domain containing 5. Lineage: Eukaryota; Metazoa; Chordata; Mammalia; Primates; Cercopithecidae. The record is from RefSeq and is a predicted model, not a curated record. Bases 309 to 3407 code for a protein of 1032 amino acids. The transcript is spliced from 18 exons. Gene Ontology annotation, biological process: germ cell development; spermatogenesis.
AGGCGCGCGGGGCCGCCGUCGCAGCUACCUUCCUGCGCCGCUUCCGAGAGGGCGCCCUAGUCUCUACCCGGCGCGCAACGGCAGUAUUGGCGUCAGGGCGCGGUGGGGGCAAGACGGGUGACGGGCAGCUGGGCGGUGCCGGGCCGAGAAAGGCGCCUCACCUGGCGCCUCCUGCCUUCCUUUUCACCUCAGGUUGCAGAGAGCCGCCAGGGCAGGUGGAAGGGCCACGCCCCGCUCCCGCGAGGGGCACCGAGAGAUGCUGGGGGAGGGGCAGGGACCCCAACCCUAGACCAGUCCUGUAGGACACAAUGUCUGAACAAGAGCGUAUACAGGAAUGUCUGCGGAAGGAAAUAAGAUCACUUCUCAUUUCCACCAAAGAUGGUUUGAGCCCACAGGAGUUGGAGAAGGAGUACCUUUUGAUGGUUGGCAACCAUCUACCACUCCGAAUCCUUGGGUAUCGGUCCACUAUGGAGCUGGUAUUGGACAUGCCUGAUGUUGUUAGUGUCUGCCACGGUGCAGGUGGUACUGUAAUACUGAAAGCCAUUCCAGAUGAAUCUACCAAAGGAAUAGCAAGUUUAGUUGCAAAACAGAGGAGCAGCCAUAAGGUUCGAAACUCUAUGCAUAAGGGAAGACCUAGUAUUUAUUCUGGACCAAGAUCUCAUCGGCGAGUACCUUACCGAGGAAGGGUUGCCCCUAUUCUUCCAGCUGUUGUGAAGAGUGAGUUGAAGGACCUGUUGGCGUUAUCUCCUGUUCUCCUUUCUGAUUUUGAAAAGGCAUUUGCCAAAAGAUUUGGACGAUCAUUCCAGUACAUGCAAUAUGGAUUUCUCUCUAUGUUUGAAGUGCUGAAUGCGGCUUCAGAUGUCAUUUCUGUAGAGCAGACCAGAGCAGGUUCUUUGUUGAUGCUAAAGAAGAAUGUAACAGAGGAAAAGCAGAGAGGAUGUCCAGCAGGUAAAAUUUUUACCCAGCCAUUUAGAAUGAAACAAGGGUCAUACUCCACAGGCUUUCCGGUAGCAAAGGCAUGCUUUUCACAACCCACUUCAAACAUGGAACCACAGAAGCAAAUAAUGAGCAUGGAAAAGACUUCCAAGUUAACUGUAGUGGAGACUUCAAGGCUGAAUCACGCUGAAAAAUUAAACCAGCUGGAGAACACAUUCAAAUCGGUUAUUGCACAGAUUGGACCUGGAGGAACUAUCAGUUCAGAACUAAAACAUAAGAUAAAAUUUGUUGUAUCUAAGUUCCCAGAGGGUUUGUUUAUUUCUAAACUGCUUGGAGAGUAUGAGGUGAUUUUUAAAGAGCAACUAUCGCCAAAAAAAUUAGGCUUCUUAAAUGUGACAGAACUUGUUGGAGCUCUUAGUGACAUUCUUCAUGUUGAGUUCAGGGAAGGACAGCAAGACUUACUAGUGUUUGAUGUGGAUAAGAAGCCUCUACCACCUGUUCAAUCAGAUAAGAAAAUAGAAGCCAAAGCUUGUGUCUCCAGUCCACCUAGAAAUUCAUUGUCUACUGUUGCUGUCAAAGAGACUGUAUGGAAUUGCCCUUCAAAAAAACAAAAAGAGCCACAACAGAAGAUUUGCAAGAAGCCUAAUGUGAUAGUAAAGCCUUUACAGCUGCAAGUAGAAACAAACAAAUCACAGCUCAACCUGGCAAUGGCAAAUCAUGACAUCCCGCCAGAUGCUGUGCCGGACAAGAAAUUAUGCAGACUCCCACCAUUAGACACCAGUUCCCUCGUAGGGGUCUUUGUGGAGUAUAUCAUCUCUCCCAGUCAAUUCUACAUCCGGAUCUAUAGUAGGGAUUCGUCAGAGUUACUCGAAGACAUGAUGAUUGAAAUGCGGCGCUGUUAUUCUAAUCGGCUGGUUUCUGAUCGAUAUGUCAUGCCAGAAUGUUUUAUUCAGCCGGGACAUCUCUGUUGUGUGAGGAUUUCUGAGGAUAAGUGGUGGUAUCGGGUCAUUAUCCAUCGAGUCCUUGGGAAACAGGAAGUUGAAGUGUUCUACCCAGACUUUGGAAAUAUUGGAAUUGUUCAGAAGUCCUCCCUGAGGUUCCUCAAGUGCUGCUACACAAAGCUUCCAGCUCAGGCUAUCCCUUGUUCUUUGGCUUGGGUGAGACCAGUAGAGGAACACUGGACAUCGAAAGCUAUUUUGCAGUUCCAGAAGUUGUGCGGUUUGAAGCCAUUAGUGGGGGUAGUGGAUGAAUAUGUAGAUGGAAUCCUUAACAUUUUUUUGUGUGACACAUCCUCAAACGAAGAUAUCUAUUUCCAUCAUGUCUUGAGAACAGAGGGCCAUGCUAUUGUAUGCCGAGAAAAUAUCUCUUCUAAGGGUUUCAGUGAGCUCAACCCUUUAGCUUUAUACACGAAAUCCAGUGGAGGGCCAGAGGACAUUGUCUUGACAGAACUGGGUUAUCCUUCCCAGCAGCACUAUUUUAAUGAAGACCGAAAGAUAAGUCCACAGUCAAAAGAGAGUGAGUUACGUAUCCUGCAAGAUAUUAAUGAUGAAAAGUGUUUAAGUCAUCUUAAAUCUGAGUCAAAGGAGCCAUUAAAGGAUUCUGAAUUUGAUUAUUUGAAAACCUGUAAUAAGAGCUUUGAAGAAGAUCCAAAGUGGUCCAACCCAGAGCCAAAUGAUCUGAAGGAAGAAAAUGAGGAUGAGAUCCCCACUGGAAUGCCAUGCCUGGAGUCAGUGACCAUAGGUGAUGACAUUUGGGAUGAGAACUGGUUACCUCUACAGGCUAAGAUGGGAAAAGGAGGUGAUGCUGCCUCCCAUCUAUUUACUGCAAGCGUUGGUGGAAAGAAUCAGUAUUCAUCAUGUAAAGAAAUGCCACAGAAGGACUGGUGUUUUUCUAUCCCCAAAGAUACAUGGGAUGAUUCUUGGCAGCCUUCAGGCCUUGUAAAUGGAACGAAAGUAGAAGUUCAUAAACCAGAAGUACUGGGUGCUCAGCAAAAAAAUACUGGCACAAACAGGACUCAAAAGCAACUAGACAUAAAUGGUUCUUCAGAUUCUUCCACACUGCCCAAAUUGGAAGAAUUCUAUACCUCUCUCACCCAGUCAGAGGACCAGAGCCAGUCUGAACCCAACAACAGUCAGACUCAGCCAAAGCAAAUUCAGCUUUCCACAGCAGUACCCCGUUCAACUCCUGCAGUGGAUGAUUCUGCAGAAAAGCCCUCUGGUUCUGUGGAAAGCUCACCAGAGAUCCUAAAGAAUGAAGAUUUUUCUAGCAGCCGUGCUGUUACAGUGUACAAUGACAAGAGCCAAGAAUCCAUGGACCAGCUGUCUUUGAUUUUGUCUUAUGAGUGCCAGAUUUCUCAGAAGCUCUACAUUCCUCGAAGUACAGCCACUGCUGCCUUAGGUGCUGCUGCACGGUUAGCUACAUCCAGGAGCUUCUUACACUGGUACCCCAGUGUGAAAAGGAUGGAAGCAUGAGGGAGGGAGGGAGGGAGGGAGAAAAACAGAAUCCAGCCACUUAGGCCUUGAUAAACUCCCAGGCCAAAAUGAGGAGGUGUUGAAGCAAAAUCGUAUCUUGAUUGUUGAUACUUUUGUCUUUCUGUGGCUAUAUGUUAGCUUUAUUAGGCUAACAGUCUACUUUGAUGUGUAAGUAUUGAUAUUUACUGUUAAUCUUGAUUUUUCUUGAUUUUAUUGUGUGUUGUUUUGUUCACCUUUGUUUUUAAUGUAGUUUAAAGGAUAUUUUGUGUGUGUGUUUGUUUUUCUUGUACAUUAUCAUGACUGAUAAAUGAAAAUUGAAAAACUAA